This is a messenger RNA of Macrobrachium nipponense, 3680 nucleotides long. RefSeq names its product putative Ras-related protein Rab-33. The record is from RefSeq and is a predicted model, not a curated record. NCBI's taxonomy places the organism in Eukaryota, Metazoa, Arthropoda, Malacostraca, Decapoda, Palaemonidae. The transcript is spliced from 6 exons. Gene Ontology annotation, molecular function: GTP binding; GTPase activity. The coding region runs from base 100 to 888 and encodes 262 amino acids.
UUUCUUAAAGGUACAGUUAUAUGCAUCUGAUGAUAAUUGCACUUCGAGUAUGACUUCAUUUGACUUCAGUAGCACAUUCCCAGCCAGGGAAUCCCGUACAUGGAAAACUACAAGGUUUGCCGGGUCAGAGAUGCAAAUACAAUGUGGAUUUGUGAAUUACCCUCAGCUAAAAGUUCUCCUGAGCAUAAAAAGUUUAAGCAGUUUGAAAAGCAUCUUAAUGCCUUUUUCAAUAAAGCCUUUAAAGGACUACCAGAAAAUGUACUAAGUGAUGAGACAGAAGAGAUUGUUAUUGUCUUUCAUGAUGGCCAAUACUUUAGAGGUAAAAUAGAAAAUAUCACAAAUCAAAAAAGAAAUCAGAUUGUACAAGUUUUCCUUCUAGACUAUGGAACAGUUCUGAGGACUGAUCUCCAAUUAUGGGACACUGCGGGGCAAGAGAGAUUUCGGAGAUCAAUGGUACAACACUAUUACCGCAAUGUCCAUGCCGUUGUCUUUGUGUACGAUGUCACAAGAAUGUCAUCAUUUCAGUCAUUACCCUUGUGGAUUGAAGAGUGCAACAUGAAUAGCCUUAGCUAUAACAUUCCAAGAAUCCUGGUAGGAAAUAAGUGUGAUUGCAAAGAUCAACUGGCUGUGCCAACAAAUGUGGCCCAGCGAUUUGCAGACCAACACAGUAUGCCGCUUUUUGAAACCUCGGCCAAGGAUGACUGUGACUGUGACCAUGUUGAAGCAAUAUUCUUGACUUUGGCUCAUAAACUAAAGGCAUCGAAGCCAAUGAUGCCCAUCGAUCCAUCACAGUUUCUUCCUGAAGACCUUCAUCGAGCAGAGGUGGUUUCCAUUGGCCGAGAAAGGAACGGAAUGGAAGUUGAAUCCUCAAGCUCUUGUUACUGCUGAUAUUCGUGCAGAUAUGUAAAGUAUAGUUGUUAAUAAUUUGCAUAGCUAUAUUAUUGCCCAUAAUGUACAUUGUUGACAAUCUUCGAGUCUGAACUUCCUGAUGAGAAGUGAAGUUGCAGAAAUCCAUUCCUCAGAGAUUUUAUUUUUUGUGAAAUGCAGGUCUUCCUGAUAAACUGUCACAGAGUCAGUCUGGUCAUUUUAAAGUUGUAUGUGAUGUCACGUUGAAGUGACAGAUUAUUUUUCUAAUGAGUGUGGUAAGUGUUUGUGACACGUAUGCUUUUCCUCUUUGAAAAUUUGUGGUUGUAUCUUGCACUGAGUUUUACAUUCGCACAUCCAAUCUGUUCUGUGGUAUAGGAAAUUCUUAUUGUUGAUAAAGUAAUUGACUUAGGAAAACCUAUCUAUUUUGAAGCAAUUCCAAGGAACUUCUGGCUCUGAUAUGCUGUUUUGUAAAUAUUUUGGUUGAUAAAUCCAAACUUCCCUGUCCUAAAAUACAGUGCUUAGCACAGUACAUUAUCAUUCAUACACACUAUUCCGUUAUGCAUCAGCAGUGUAGUCUUAACCACUCAAAUGUGCAGAAAUAUCUUUAAAAAUACUAAUUUACUGUAAUUCCUAGUUUCUAUUGUUUAAUUUUAAAUAGGUCCUCUGGGCACAUAUAUACAACAAUCCCAUUAGAUUCUGUAGGAUUAAAGGAAGCCUUGAAAGCAUUCAGUGUGGCCAUGUUGAGAACCUAUUGUGAAUAUGCUUGAAAGUUCAGAGUUUUGUGAGUGAUACCUUUGCAGCAGGAUUUUUCAAAUUGGUAAUACAGACAGCCCACAGUUUACUGUGCAAUUGCUUAGUGGCGAAUCAGUUUUACGGCACUUGUCAAAAAUAUUCAUUAAAAAAAUAAGGUAUUUUUACGGCACAAUUUUCGGGUCACAGUGCUGCUAGCGCCGUUAUGUCUAACGAAUUCAUACAUUUGUAGAAAUGCCGUUCAGACCAUAAAGGUUAUGCAAAUGAUAUUAAAAAAUUUUAUGGAGAGUUAUUACAUAGGUAUUAGGGUAAAAUGUAUGCCUCUGACGCUGUUCUAUGCCGAAAAUAUCGAGUUACACAAGUGCAAAUUUAGCUAUGGAUGUCGAUUUAUAAAUGUUCUUGCUUUUAUGUUUAAAAUGUGUAUGAAAAUGUAUUACUUAUAGGGUAUUUUGAUUUCUGCACAGAAAUAUGAUACAAAGGCAGCUUUUGAUACUGUCCUUCACAUUAUAAAAAAGGAUGUUUUUUGCAUGUUCGUUCUUGUUAGCCGCUGCCCUGCCACUCUUCCGAAAAAAUUGAGUUAAGAAAGUGCAAAUUUAGCAAUCGAUGUGUUCGAUUUAUGAAUGUUCAUGCUUUUAUGUUUAAAUUGUGUAUGAAAAUGUAUUACGUACGUAUAGAGUAUUUUUAUUUUCUGGCCGCGGAAAUAUGAUACAAAGGCAGCUUUUGAAACUGGCCUUCAAGUUAUCAAAUACGAUGUUUCUUCAUAUUCGUUUUCGUAAGGCACUGCCUGCCGCUCUUCCGAAAAUAUCGAGUUUGAAAGAAUGCAAAUUUAGCGAUCGAUGUGUCGAUUUUAUAAAUGUUCAUGCUUUUAAGUUUAAAAUGUGUAUGAAGAUAUAUUACGUAUAGGGUAUUUUUAUUUUUGUACAUAAAUAUGAUACAAAUUAAGGCAGCUUUUGUAACUACCCUCCACAUUGUCAGAGGAUGUUUUUUCAUGUUCGUUCUUGUCCGCCACUGUUCUGAAAAAUGCAUGGUGUUAUUUUAUUAAUUAUUCAUCUUUUCCAUAAAUCCCUUUAAAAAGUUAUACAUUACUUCACUGUAUCCAAUAAUAUUGUAUGUAUUCUCAUAUUAUUGUAUUAUAAAAUACUCUGGGAAAUCUAAGCCAGUAUUCCACGGAGCGGCCAAUGUUUUGGUUUGAAAUCAGCUGAUGGCGAAUACGAGUUUGUUUCGCCAUAUUUAACGCAAUUCUGAGCAAAUUUUCUUGCUUCUAGUUAGGAUAAACGAUUAUCUAGAUAACUUGACUUACAUGAGACAAGGUUAUUUUUCCUUAUACGACUUGUUUUUCGGUGGAAAUAUGAAUUGAAUAGGUCUCAUUGUGAUUGUGAACUAAUUUUUUUUUUCGUUAACAGAUUACGUUGGCAGCACGUUUAUUGCGUAAAAUAUUACGUGAUUCCGUUUGCAAUUUUCCUUUAUAUCAUCGUAAUACGAACUUUACUGUACUUAUCUUAUAUCGGAGUGAAACCAACAGUAAAAUGUGUUCUUUCAAGCACAGCAGUUUUGAUUAAAAUUAUUUUAUCUCAAUUUUAUCUGCGGUUGUGCUUGAUGGCAUACGUUUAAUGGAGUUUUAUCCUUGUUGCCGAUGCACGAUAAUAGUCAUUAGCAGCUUGAACAGUUUUCUCAACUUCAGUUAUAACUAGGUUUCAAUUUAACAUUAUAUUUCCCUAUUGAUCUUUGAUCUAUAUUGAUCUUUGAUCUAUAGUGAAUAAAGUUAUUACAUUAAGAGAUCUCUGUUCUAUUAUACAUAACGUCAUUUAUAACAACUACAGUAAUAGUGUACUAUAGAACGGUGAUUGAACUACAAGACAAACGGAUGUUAUCCAAUUCGGUUGUACUUAGAAAAAAAACCAGUUUUUUCUCGUUCGGUUGUUCAUGGCUGUACACGUAUACGCAACGAUUAUAACGUUAAAACCAUACUUUCAUCAUUCACUUUUGCUGUUUUUGAACUUAUGUAACUAGAAGAUGGGAUAAAGUUAGGCUAUUGUAAUUUGGUCUCUCAUAAAAUCUGAUUA